Molecule: messenger RNA, 2190 nt
Organism: Nicotiana tabacum (common tobacco)
Lineage: Eukaryota; Viridiplantae; Streptophyta; Magnoliopsida; Solanales; Solanaceae
Source: RefSeq, a predicted model, not a curated record
UCAAGAUCAGGUCUAACGAAACUGGUAAGCUAAAAAGUAAGACUGGAUAAGCUUUUUAAGGCUGCAGCUUGGGUUGUUGCAAACUUCAUUUUCCGACAUUGAUAUUAUAUACUUAAUUUCUUGGAGCGGAUUUAGGAUUUAGAUUCUAUAGGUUCAACUUUUAAGGGUUUUAGCAUUGAACCCGUUGUAUUUUCAAAGUAAUGCGUUUAGAUUUACCGUUUGUUGUAAUUUUAAUGAAUUUUUACGUAUAAAUUUAUUUUCCACGUUGAGAUGAACCUGGCAGCCAAACUCUGUAUCCGAUUGCGCAGUGCACAGGCAAGCUGAUACAUGAACUUGGGCCUAACAUAACCCCAAAAGUUAGUUUACGAGGGGAGGAUUACCCAAGACCAAGGACCUCAAAUCCCUCCGAUUUGGGACAAGUUGAGACUUGAGAGAGGAAAAUGGAUAUACAAGAGAGGGAACUAGAUCUUGAGAGUCCAUUGAUUACAGAAUCUAAGAACAGAAGAAAUGAGAUUUUGGUAGAAGUGAAGAAGCUGUUGGUAUUAGCAGGGCCACUUAUGUCUGUGAAUUUUCUAUUAUAUUGUUUACAGGUUAUAUCUAUCAUGUUUGUUGGUCAUCUUGGAGAGUUAGCUCUUUCUGGUGCUUCUAUGGCUACUUCCUUUGCCUCUGUUACUGGUCUCAGCUUGUUGAUGGGAAUGGGAAGUGCAUUGGACACUUUAUGUGGGCAAUCAUAUGGCGCAAUGCAGUAUCAUAUGCUUGGUAUCCAUAUGCAAAGGGCAAUGCUUGUUCUUCUACUAGCCAGUGUUCCGCUUGCCUGUAUUUGGGCUAAUGCAGGGUAUAUUCUUGUAUUAUUGGGACAAGAUCCAGAAAUAGCAGCUGAAGCAGGAAGUUACGCACGCUAUAUGAUUCCAUCUAUCUUUGCCUAUGCGCUUCUCCAGUGUCAUAUUAGAUUUCUACAAGCACAAAACAAUGUGCUACCCAUGAUGUUCAGUGCCGGAAUCACUACUUUACUGCAUUUAUUCAGUUGUUGGAUUCUGGUCUUUAAAUCUGGCCUAGGCAACAAAGGUGCUGCUCUGGCUAAUGCGAUAUCCUACUGGAUUAAUUUCUUGUUGCUAGCUUUAUAUGUCAGAAUAUCGCCUUCUUGUAAAAGCACUUGGUCUGGAUUUUCAAAAGAAGCAUUUCAAGAUACUUGGAAAUAUCUAAGACUUGCGAUUCCUUCAGCUGCUAUGUUCUGCUUAGAGAUUUGGUCGUUUGAAAUGAUGGUUCUGUUGGCUGGACUUCUUCCAAAUCCGAAGCUGGAGACGUCAGUUCUUUCUAUCAGCCUUAAUACAUGCGCGAUGGUGUAUAUGAUACCUCUAGGACUAAGUGGUGCUACGAGCAUAAGAGUUUCAAAUGAACUAGGUGCAGGACGACCUCAAGCAGCUCGUUUAGCAGCUUGCACUGCGGUAUUCUUGGUGGCUACAGAAGGCGUCGUUGCAGCAAUAGUUCUGAUUUUGGUUCGUAAACUUUGGGGCUAUUGUUAUAGCACCGAGGAAGAAGUGGUGGCAUAUGUAGCAGAAAUGCUAGUCUUGCUAGCAGGAUCCCACUUCUUAGAUGGUAUUCAAUCUGUCACUUCAGGUACUGCAAGAGGAUGUGGCUGGCAAAAGAUAGGGGCAAUUGUCAACUUGGGAGCUUAUUACCUUUUCGGGAUACCUGCUGGUGUUAUAUUAGCUUUUGUCUACCAUUUUGGUGGAAAGGGACUUUGGUUAGGAAUCACUCUUGCUCUUUUUGCACAAGCACUGCUUCUUUUAAUAGUUACUCUGCAGACAAAUUGGGAAAAACAGGCAAAGAAGGCAGCUGAUAGGGUGACUUCAGAGCUACCUAACAUAGAAGAAAAUACAGAAUGACAUAAUAUGGCAAGAUACUUACAAGUUCAUGUAAUUCUUCUUGGCAUCAAGUUGGCUAAUUGACUAACUUACAUCAAUUCUGAAGAUCUCUUAGCUUUGAGAUGGCACUCUUGAGCUUGUGACAUGGAAUUUGACUGGUUAUGAAUUGAUACAACAAUUUUUCAGGAUUUGCCUUUGUAUCUUGGGAAUAGAAUCUUGAAGGUCCUUGCCUCGCACUAUUUUUUUAGUUUUUAUGGCGUUGGUGUCUAGGCCACUAUUCCACCGGGUACCUGUUAUCUUCCACCAACACAGGUAUCGAGUAACU